AUGCGACCAAAGAAAAAUAUUUCAUUCAAUGAUUUGGGACUAACCACACCAUUGCCAAACAUUUUAGUGAAGUCCAGGGAACAACAGCAUGCGGAAAAGCUUGAGAGCAAAAGACAAAAGAAGCUGCUGGUAAAGGAAGCCACGUCAUGCGUAUCUUCUUCACGAGCUGAUGUUGAGAAGCAUAAAAAUUUUAUUUUGACAGAGCUUCAAAAUGAGAAGGAAGAAAAGGAAAAGCGGAAGAAGCAGCUUAAUAUUGAGCAUUUAAAGGCUCGCAAUGAAAGAGAGACGAAGGAAAAGGAGCGGGUCGCUUUAUCUAUUGAAGCACAGCAGAAAUAUUUUACUGAGGUCGUGGAGAAGCAAAAAGAGGAUAAUGCCAAAUUGAAGCAGAUACAGCGACUGCUUGAGAAAGUUCAGGAGAAAUCCUUCAAGCAAGCCCUUGCGAAUGUGCACAUCCCUGUGUUUCGUAGCAAAAGUAUUGAGGAGCAACGAGAAGGGUUACCAGUACUCCGCGAAGAACAACCCAUUGUUGAAGCUAUCAACAGCGCUUCAAGGACAUGUGUGCUUGUCUGUGGCGAAACCGGCAGCGGCAAAACCACUCAAAUCCCCCAAUUUUUAUGGGAGGCUGGAUAUGGUCAUGCGGAAAGUAGUUCCUUUGGUCGUGAGGGAUGCAUUUUAGUUACAGAGCCCCGUCGCGUGGCGGCUGUGUCCAUGGCACGGCGUGUCGCAGAAGAACUGAAUCAGCCAUUUGGAAAAGAGGUUUGCUAUCACGUUCGAUACGAUAACAACCUAUCUGACACAUGCAAACUGAAGUUUGCGACGGAGGGUAUUAUACUAAAAGAGAUUCAAUCAGACUUUUUACUUACUAAAUAUAGUGCCAUCGUAGUCGAUGAGGCGCACGAGCGCAGUAUUUCGUGUGAUAUUCUUGUUGGGCUGCUUUCGCGUAUUGUUCCUCUCCGAAACGACUUGUUCCGUGAGGAGCUAGACGCGAGCGGUGGGGAUGCUCGCAAAACCAAGAUCAAGCCUCUGAGGCUAGUCAUUAUGUCAGCUACCAUGCGUGUGCAGGAUUUCCGUGAUAAUAGGGUGUUGUUUCGUAUUACUCCGCCACUUAUCAACGUGGAGGCGCGGCGCUUCCCAGUAACUAACCAUUUUGCAAGGAAGACGAACUUAAAGGAUUAUGUGCAACAGUCCUUCGAGAAAGUUUGCCAAAUCCAUAAGAAAUUACCACCUGGAGGGGUGCUUGUGUUUCUCUGUACACAACAUGAAAUAGAAGAUUUGUGUGCCCGUCUUCGUGAGCACUAUUCGAAAACGAAGAUUGAGUAUAAUGAACACACAUACAAUAAACAUGCACUUCUCAGAGGCUCUUCAGAUGGUAGUAGGAAACUGCUUGAGGAUGAUAACGCAUCCUCAAGUAUGUCCGUGGAGGGCUCUGACAUUGGUAAUAAUGCAGCAGACGAGAAAGUCCAAGAUGAGUACGGCUUAUGCAACGAUGAAUAUGCGCUUGAUGGAGAUGAGUCGGCUGAUGAUGCCCUUCCUGAUGAGAUUCGUGAGUCAAUGAUAGGAAAAAAUAAAUUUAAGCGACCGCGAGAGGCAGACACGAUGGUAAACUUAGAAUCUGAGAAGGAAGAUGAAGCUAAUGGAGAAUUCAACACAUUGCAUGUGCUUCCAUUAUACGCUCUUUUGGAUAUGAAAAGGCAACAUGAGGUUUUCAAAGCACCUCCUCCGGGUCGGCGCCUGUGUGUUGUUGCUACGAAUGUUGCUGAGACAUCUAUUACAAUACCUAAUAUCAAGUACGUUGUUGAUGCCGGCCGCUCCAAAAGCAAGGUAAUUGACGAGGAGACCAAGGCGAGUUGCUUUCGUAUUGAAUGGGUAAGCCAAGCGUCGGCGGAGCAGCGAAGUGGUCGGGCCGGCCGUGUAGGUCCUGGUCACUGCUACCGUUUGUAUAGCACCGCUGUUUACACCAAUUUGAUGGCAAAGUACAGUACCCCGGAGAUCCUGCGAACACCGCUUGACUCUGUGGUUCUUCUGAUGAAGCAUAUUGGAAUCGAUCACGUCGGUGCCUUUGCAUUUCCUUCACCACCUCGCUUGGAUGACCUCAAAGGUGCUUUAAGCCACCUGGCACUCCUUGAGGCGCUGGAUGCGUCUAAUGGAUACCGUAUUACACCCCUCGGAAGGAGGUUGAUCGCUUAUCCCAUUCCGCCACGUUUCGCUCGCGCUGUUGUAGAAGCCCAGACUAUGCAAUUUCCCAAGAAACUUUUAGAGAUGGUGUUAUCGAUUGUGGCGGUGUGCGCAACGACGACGCAUAUUUUUACUGGUGAGGGAAACCAAAUCAAAGCAAGUAAAAAAGAUGAAGCUGAUCCACGGCGUGAAAGAAUUCGUAGCCUACUUAAUCACGGGAGCGACCUUAUUACUUAUCUGAACGCUUUCCAUGUGUAUCUGCAGAACCCGAGAAACUGCCACACCUACUGCCUUGUUCAGAAAAGUAUGCAUGAAUCAAAAAUGCUUUUUCGUCAACUUUGUAAUCUUACCGAGGAGAACGGUGUUACCGGGGAUGACCUUGUGGAUUCUUUGGACACGAAUGAGACGUGGUAUUCAGAGAACGUAGCCGAAUAUUCUACCGAGCGUGUACAAAUUACGAAGGAAGACGAAAUCGCUCUCCGGCGGGUCUUUAUUCCAGGUCUUCUGGACCAAGUGGCUCGUCGAGCAACUGUGCACGAAUGCCGCUCGAUGAAUGUCGAAUACAACGAUAGAAAGACAAGUUCCACGCCAUACUUAGUAACUAGCACACGCGCUAUUGUGUAUAUUAAUCCCACUAGCAGUGUGUCGCGCACCUAUCCAGCUCCCGAGUAUGUGACCUACACGGCCUUGCAGAAGGUAGUCCGGACAGAAAGAAAAGAGGCGCAAGCAUGCAUGCUGGGUGUCACGAUAGUGACGAAAGAAUGGCUUGACUUACACGGUUACUCUGAAUGA
Molecule: messenger RNA, 2967 nt
Organism: Phytomonas sp. EM1
Lineage: Eukaryota; Euglenozoa; Kinetoplastea; Trypanosomatida; Trypanosomatidae
Source: the annotation of a GenBank genome assembly